CAGGACGGGACGGACGUAACACGAAACGACCUACUUUCUCUACAAUGAGAUUCAAAUCGACAGCCUCAAAAUAAAGAUCGAAUUUUCCUCGCUCUUUAGUGCUUAUGAGGUAUUUUUAUACAUAAUAUCGAUCGUUUAUAUAAGUUCAUCUCGUAUUGUAGGUAACCUACCUACCCACCUGGGUACUACCUAAGUAAUGCAAUCAAUCGCAAGAAUAGCAUCAUUCAUUAUGGGUCCUUUGAACGUAUACAAGGAGGAUUACCAAUAUGCAUUGCCGGGGGUUUGCAAAAAUAACCCCAAUUUAUCACACGACAUUCUCUACUUGUGGUCAUCAGAACAGGACCGCUCGACCUGCCCCUCUUGUCAUUACCCUUAUCAUUCUUCCGUUGAGAAUAAGUGUAGAAGCGAAGAAGGGCGCAAUGGGCUCGUCAACCCACCAGCCCCGCAGCCUGUCUCCCUUCCAUCGAAUCCGUCGCACACCACCCAGCCUGCUACGUACCACAGCUCCGGCACAUCCCUUGCGGCGGGGCACGGGCCGGUCAAUCCCCUUCAGUACAUACAGCCUCGGACCAGCUCUACCAGCAACGGGCGGAGCGGACAUGGGUCAAAUAGACAAGGUAGCAACGUUUUAGCCCAUGUGAAUGAUACUUGCACGCAAAUACUAGAUGGGUGGUACGCUGCCAAAAGGAAAUAUGCUAAGGAUGUCGCAGCAAGCGGGUCGACGUACGACAGGAAGGAAAAUGAAGUAGUUCUGAGAAUUGCCUCAUACGCCUGCGAAUAUUAUAUCCACGGACAUGGAGCAGAAGCAGCAUUCGUGGCAACUAAAUACUUCAAAACAUGGAAGAGCGACAUCCCAGUCCCCCCUUUGAAACAACAUCUGACCUUACAGGCCUGGCUUGAUACCAGCAUUAUAAACCAGUUUCAGGUCAACCAGCGAGAAACCCUCAAGUAUAGCCAUCACGCUAAAUUUGUUAAAGAGCUUCAAUCGGCAGGAAGAUACCAUACUAUCACUUCGUUGGUAGAUAUUGCCGGGUAUGAGCAGAUGACUGUUGGCAGCUUACUCAAGGAGAAUGAGAAUCCCUGGAACAGACUGAAGCCCCAUACCAAGAGCAAUACCUUCAAGGCCUUCGUGGUCAUGUAUAGGAAACGGAUUGAUGCACCUCUACACGUGCAACUCGCGGCAAAUCCCCGCAAUUCCCACAUCUCCCGCAUCUCGGCCCCUGUUGCAUCUCCACCUGUAAGGCGGGUGGAAGAUCUAGAUGAUCCAUUCCUCGAAGACGAUGAGGAGAGCCAACCCAUACGGCGCCAACCGGCAUAUUCGUAUGCAAAUUCUGGCCCUGCCUUAUCGCCGACAGGAAGUCGGGUGCUGCGAAGGGAGAUCUUGGAUCAGCCUAGCCCAUUAUUACCGAUCCUUGAGACGACGCGACAGCAGAAUUCGGGGGGCCUUGCCCUGGAACGUCCUGAGAUUAAUUCUGUACCAACCGGGCGUCCCGUGACCCAUGCGAUGCGUCAAUGGAUUGACCUUACUAACGAAUCGCCCGCCGUAGAUCACGAGUCUCCAGGCUCUUACACCCUUGGUCUACGGCAAGAGUGGCCUGGCUUUUCUCCAAGACCGGGAGUGGAUAGCAUAGGCGAAGGAAGUUCAAGAGGAUCUAUACGAGAAGAGCCGGUUGCGUUCGAUAGAGGAAACUCAUCUAUCUCUAUAGGUGCAGCACGAACCGUCGAUGCAGAAGUGUUGUCCGUUUCUUGCGAAACGCGGAGCACUCCUGAUAGAGCUACCCGUCAACCCCAAUCCUCUCAAGACGCUGCUUCAUUGAGAUCGCAACAGGGUCUAGCCACCCAAGAUGGAACUCUUUCAAGUAGCCAAGAUUCAACCACUAAUGCAAACCCCGCCAUCACAGCUACCGCCCUGAGACAUGAUGGCAACUAUAGCUACGUACCUACCGGAAAUCCUCCUACACUUCCCUAUAGGAGCCACUCGCCAAAGCCCAAGGUAAAUGCCAAAAAACGAAAGGCUAGUCAGCUCUCUGUUAGUAUUGUCGAUUUUGGGAACGGAGGGGGCGGUCCGGUAACGCGUCGAAGAAGCAGAGUCGUCCAAUCAGCAGACGUAGAGAAGGACCGAAACAACGAGCCACGCAGAAGCCGCAAUGCCUCAAAUUCCCAAGUCGGUAGGGAAUCGUCGACUCCUAGAUACAAUACUCGCAAGCGAUCGGAAUCAUUAAAGCCUGGGUAUUACGAGGGGCUUGCUAAUGGGCGAUAGGGCAUCAUAUAAACAAACAGGUUCAAUAUGUCGUUCCAAUUAUUUCAAGAGGUAGUAGGCAUUACAUGAGUGGGCAUUUCAUUCUUAAAGAUCUUUUAUAGUAUUGGUAUUGUGUUGGUUGGUAUCUUAGAUGUUAGAAUUAUAUAAGUGUGUUAGUUUUCA
This is a messenger RNA of Annulohypoxylon maeteangense, 2422 nucleotides long. RefSeq lists its product as uncharacterized. The transcript is spliced from 3 exons. The record is from RefSeq and is a predicted model, not a curated record. The coding region runs from base 197 to 2260 and encodes 687 amino acids. Lineage: Eukaryota; Fungi; Ascomycota; Sordariomycetes; Xylariales; Hypoxylaceae.